This is a messenger RNA of Fundulus heteroclitus (mummichog), 967 nucleotides long. RefSeq names its product interleukin 13 receptor, alpha 1 (gene il13ra1). The transcript has 6 exons. Gene Ontology annotation, molecular function: protein binding. NCBI's taxonomy places the organism in Eukaryota, Metazoa, Chordata, Actinopteri, Cyprinodontiformes, Fundulidae. The record is from RefSeq and is a predicted model, not a curated record. Bases 188 to 952 code for a protein of 254 amino acids.
AUUAUAGACAAGCUGGAAGCGAAAGUCAACUGUCUGUCCUCGUUCCUCCGCUUUAAGCGAACGGCUGGGAUAUCAGACGUCAGUCGUUCCUGAGCAGGGAAGAAAAAAGCGUCUCCCUGUCCGGACCGAAGAAAACCGAGGAGCGAACAAGAGAGAAGAAGCAACAGGGACCAGGAGAACCAGCGGCAUGUUUCGGGCUUCGGACCUGGUCGCUCUGACUUAUCUGUUUCUCGCGGCUGAGACCACGGCAGGCCAGAUCCUCCCGCCGCAGAAUCUGUCCCUGCAAUGGUUCACUGACUUCGAGGCAGAGAUCUCCUGGGACCCCCCUCCACACUCUGUGGCAGGGUGCCACUAUGACAUUUCGGUAUACAUCAAGGAAGAAAGAAGGAUAAGUCAAGACCCCCCGCAUACAUCUUAUAAAUGUGAAGUGUGGAUGGAUGGAGGAUUUCUUGGUUAUUCGUUGAAAACCGUAUGUGGCAGUAACGAAAGUAAACCAGCUGUAUUGAAUAUAAAUGACCCAGAACUGGUGAAGGACGUGGAUUGCUACGUCAUUAACUCCACUCAAGGCCACUGCUCCUGGUCCCCCGUCUAUGACGCUACAGAUCUUCGCUUUUUCUAUCAGUUGCAGACUCAUGAUUCCGAUGAUCCUGCAACAGAGUUACGAGAAUGCUCGUCAUACAGUACCACUGGCGGUGUGAGGUCUGGGUGUGAUUUGCCGGCAACCCCGCAGACAUUCAUUGGAAUGGUGUUUAAGGCGACACUGAACAACACGCUUGUUCGGAACACCUUCAAGGAGGACAAUUUCAAACUAAAACCACCUCCCCUUAAAUGGGAAGUCAAAAAGAGCAAGGACAAGUUCAAUAUUACCUGGAGUCCUCCAGACAUGCGUUUCGAUUCAUGGACGUUCCGACUUAAUUACACCUCCUGUGAUCUUAAAAGGGUAAGAAACUAAACAGCUACGCCUGUG